Messenger RNA from Selaginella moellendorffii, 921 nucleotides. Its product is annotated as extensin. The transcript has 2 exons. The record is from RefSeq and is a predicted model, not a curated record. Bases 1 to 921 code for a protein of 306 amino acids. Lineage: Eukaryota; Viridiplantae; Streptophyta; Lycopodiopsida; Selaginellales; Selaginellaceae.
AUGGCUCGCAAAAUCUCCACGCCACCGCCCCGCCGCCUCACCGGGAGCACGCGAGGGACGCCACCGCCUAAACCAUCGCCAAAGAGGGCGCCGACAACUCCAUCUCCGCCACCAAAGAGGUCUCCAACGGCGCCAGCCAAGAGGCACAGUCAUUCACCACCAAAGCCCACAGAUGGACAUCACUCACCAGCAAAGCCACCACCGAGUUCUCCUGAGCAUCAUGGAGCUGGACAUCCACCACCGAGCUCUCCGCCCACCAAGGAACAUCGAGCAGCAGAGCCAAAGAGGCACCAUGGACAUCGACGAGCUGAUGAUGGAGCUGCUACAGGGCCGCCACCUUCUUCUUCGCCGCCCAACAAGGCCGACACUGUAACCUGGCGACCAAGGAGGGCCGGGCCAUCAUCGCCACCACCUUCGAGCAUAACGUGGAACCCAAGGCCGCCAUCGCCACCACCUUCGACCAUAACGUGGCAACCAAGGCCCCUUGGCUUGGACACCUCUCCGCCUACGGCGUCGUCAGCACCAUCUUCAGCAGCAGCAGCAGCUGCAGCUGCAUUCGUGGCAUCACCUGGUGUGCUCGCGGCAGGCAUCGUUAUGCUCCUGCUCGCACUGGUAGCUAUCGUCACUGGAGUCUGGAUACUCUUGAAGAGGAGAAGGAACAAGGUGCACGGCGACAUCCACCACGACGACAUCCUGGUGGAGGAUGGCCACCAGCCUAGCGGUGGCAACAGCGGCAGCAGCAGCAACCAGCGGGAGCACCUCAUUACCAAAGUGGAGCCUCGACCAUCAUCGCAGUUGAAUGCCGGCAGGAAGAAGGCGGCUGCUGACCCCCUAAUUCGCGAGCUCCUGAGGCCACCAAGGCGGCUGCCACCGUCUGCCCUUCCCGCUGCGAAGGCUGUUCUCAACCACUCCGGAGGAUGA